Messenger RNA from Angiostrongylus costaricensis, 648 nucleotides. The record is from the annotation of a GenBank genome assembly. Lineage: Eukaryota; Metazoa; Nematoda; Chromadorea; Rhabditida; Metastrongylidae.
AUGUGGUGGUUACUUGCGGUGCCCGCUGGGGCGGUCGCUAUAUUCGGGUGUGGUGAUACGAACCGAGUAAGUGCCGGAAAGUCAUCGAAGUCGGCAAGGCAGUCAGGAAAGUCGGGAAGGUCUGGAAAAUCAACUAGAUCGGGAAGAUCAGGAAAACAAAGGCGUUCCUCGUCUAAAUCUGGUCGUUCGCAAAGUCGAAGGAAAGAAACGUCAUCAAAGAGCAACAUAUCAGGCAAGAGUAGGCAGUCUCGACGAAGCAAGCGAAGCAAGAAGAGCAAGUCCUCUAAAGUCGUUUCUUCUUCAACGCCAGCGAAACCUUCUGAACUACGCGUGGAACCGGCCGAGCUAAGUUACAAGGCGAUAGGAGGAUUGAAAGGUGUAAACAUUGUAAACGACACCAAUGAGCGCAAGUUCUUCAAGGUGAGGUGCUCCGAUAACAUGUUGUAUCGUGUGAAUCCGGUGUUUGGUGUGGUGGAACCAGGCAGAUCGUCCAGGAUUGAUAUUCUACGACAGAACGGUGCUGCUAAGAUUGAUAAGAUAGUUUUAGUUACGACAAGGGCCGCGGAAGGUGAACUACCAUCAAGAGAGGCGUUCAUUCGUGCAAAGGACACAGAAAUGAUGGUGUUGCCUCUUCUAGUGCAGGAAUAG